Molecule: messenger RNA, 2199 nt
Organism: Rhagoletis zephyria (snowberry fruit fly)
Lineage: Eukaryota; Metazoa; Arthropoda; Insecta; Diptera; Tephritidae
Source: RefSeq, a predicted model, not a curated record
AUGGCCUCGGCAGUGGANACGCCCAACAACAACAACAACAUCAACAACAAUCUCCUCUCCUCAAACUCCUCCUCCUCAGUCAAUGGCCUCGGCAGUGGAGGAGGCGGUGGUGGUGGUGGUGGCAACGGCAGCAACAGCGGCAGUCCGCCCCAGUCCGCCCAGUCCCAGUCCUUCACCGACGUGGGCCACCUCGGUCGGAUCUUCCACGAGUGCCGCAGCCGCCUGCUGGUGAAGCAGAAGAACCUCGAGGAGCUGACCGGCCGCCUGCAGGCGCAGUACGGCAAGGCGCAGGGCGACGUCGGCCGCUCCUACCAGACGCUGCAGGCCGCCGUGGAGAAGGGCCGCAACGACCUGAUGAAGGAGCUGGACGACGUCUACAACGCCCGCAUCGUCUCCCUCACCAUCUUCACCUCGAAGAUCGAGGAGAACCUGCACAAGAUCGAGCAGAUUCUCCUCUACAUGGAGCAGCAGCAGCAGAACGCGGCGGCGGCGGCCGCAGCCUCAGACGGCUCCGCCUCGCCGAACAUCAACGCCGACAUGUACAGCUGCAAGUCCUUCAUCGACAACAAGCUGCAGGCGAUUCUCAACAUUGAUCUCGACUCGAGCGUCCACUCGCACGAGCUGGAGUUUGUCCUCAACUACCACCUGGUGCAGGCGCUCGUCCAGAGCAACUUUGGCUCCAUUCGCUCCUCGCCCAAUGGCAGCAACAAUGGCGGCGGUGGUGGUGGUCAACAAGGGCCAGCAGGAGGCAACAACAACGGCAGUGGCAAGCAGGCGAUUGGCCGCACUGGCUCCAGCGGCUUCAGCAGCGGCGGCAGCAGUCUCAGCAGCAACGGCUUUGCCGACCACUCUGAAUCGCUCAGCAGCCGCUUCAACCAAAUGUCGAUGAGCAACGGCGCCGGUAAUGGUAAUGGCCUCCAUCACCAGCAGCAGCCGUCAUCAAAUCACCACGGCAGCCACCACAACCAGUCUUCAAACAACAAUCACAAUCACCACAACCACCACAGCAACAACAACAAUAACCGCUCGCUCAACUCUUCGGUCUCCGAGUCGCUGAAUCUCUUUGGCAGCGGCUACGACAAGUGGUCGCAGGGCGGCAAUGGCAUGGUCAAUGUCGGCCCGGAUGGCCUCGACGGCCUCGCCGCCGACCCAAUGCUCGAUCUCAACAGCGGCGCCCAUCUCAACUCUCACGGUCACAUUGGCAGCGGCCUCGGCAACGCCCCCAGCGCCACCAGCCUCUCUGACGCCCUCUCGAACGUCUCAAUGGGAGGCGGCGGGGGCGGCGGCACGCCGACCAGCAACUCCAGCGGCACGGUGAUGCCCAUCAAGUCGCAGGUGCAGCGCCAGAAGAUGAUCUACCACUGCAAGUUCGGCGAGUUCGGCAUCAUGGAGGGCCAGUUCACCGAGCCCUCCGGCGUCGCCGUCAACGCCCAGAACGACAUCAUCGUCGCCGACACGAACAACCACCGCAUUCAGAUCUUCGACAAGGACGGCCGCUUCAAGUUUCAGUUCGGCGAGUGCGGCAAGCGUGACGGCCAGCUGCUCUACCCGAACCGGGUGGCGGUGGUCAAGCAGUCGGGCGACAUUAUCGUCACCGAGCGCUCGCCCACGCACCAGAUUCAGGUGUACAACCAGUACGGGCAGUUCGUACGGAAGUUCGGCGCCGACAUUCUGCAGCACCCGCGCGGCGUCACCGUCGACCACAAGGGCAACAUCAUCAUCGUCGAGUGCAAGGUGAUGCGCGUCAUCAUCUUCGACCUGGCGGGCAACGUCUUCCACAAGUUCGGCUGCAGCAAGCACCUGGAGUUCCCCAACGGCGUGGUGGUCAACGACAAGCAGGAGAUCUUCAUCAGCGACAAUCGCGCCCACUGCGUCAAGGUCUUCAGCUACGGGGGCGUCUUUCUGCGGAACAUCGGCGGCGAGGGCCUGACCAACUACCCCAUCGGCGUGUGCAUCAACGACAACGGGGAGAUCCUGGUGGCGGACAACCACAACAACUUCAACAUUACCAUCUUCACGCAGGAGGGGGCGCUGGUGAAUGCGCUGGAGUCGAAGGUGAAGCACUCGCAGUGCUUCGACGUCGCCCUCAUGGACGACAACUCGGUGGUGCUCGCCAGCAAGGACUACCGCAUCUACAUCUACCGCUACCUGCAGCUGCAGUCCCUCGCCACCGCCGUCGCCACCAGCGGGAUCUGCUGA